AUGAGCAUUUCUCCUAUGCACACGAGCAGUAUGCUGCAGGUUGGAAAGAGUAAGGACGUGAAGGCCAGAGACAUUACUGUUAAGGACUCACCCCGAAAGCUGACUUUACCUAGCCUACCCACCGAGCUACGCGCGAUGAUAUACUCAACCGUUUUCAAAGAUUCCACCGUACAGAUGGACCACUUUGGAAUCGGAUUUAUUCACAACCGCGACCUGACAGAAUUUAAUAGGAACAAGCGCGCAUGUAGCCUUGAGCUUGAGGGAUACGAAGACGACGACAUGAUAGCGGCUCUGGUCAUGUAUCGCAUCGCAGAUCUGAUAAUGCUUCCAGUAUGGCUUGCCCGACAGCCCAAGUACAGGACAGUCAUACGCAGACUGAGUAUUCACGUCACUCGUCUCUGGGUUAGCAAAGGAUAUAUAUACGACUUCAAGACAAAUAGUCGUCUCCUCGCGAUGCAUCUACCGUUUUGGCUCAAACCCCACAAUAUGUCUCUGAAGCCAAUUUUGCCAAGACUAAAGGAGAUUGACAUCGAAGUCCACUGUACCACGCUGUCCUUUGUUGGACCUUGGAUAAGAGGAAACCCUCUCAAGGUAGCAUGCCAGGCGAUGAUGGCUGACUGA
Bipolaris victoriae FI3 is the source of this 621-nucleotide messenger RNA. RefSeq lists its product as hypothetical. The transcript has a single exon. NCBI's taxonomy places the organism in Eukaryota, Fungi, Ascomycota, Dothideomycetes, Pleosporales, Pleosporaceae. The coding region runs from base 1 to 621 and encodes 206 amino acids. The record is from RefSeq and is a predicted model, not a curated record.